Messenger RNA from Fomitiporia mediterranea MF3/22, 189 nucleotides. RefSeq lists its product as uncharacterized. The record is from RefSeq and is a predicted model, not a curated record. The transcript has 2 exons. Lineage: Eukaryota; Fungi; Basidiomycota; Agaricomycetes; Hymenochaetales; Hymenochaetaceae. The coding region runs from base 1 to 189 and encodes 62 amino acids.
AUGCAGGCAAAUAAUGCUGAGAUUGUAGGUAUGAAGUCUGUCACCCUAGAGAUGAUUGCCUACAUAUGUGUCCAGGUUUUCAGCUCCUCUGGUGAAUUGCUCACUAUUGAACCUGAGAAGGACAAGGAGUCAUCAAUUGCAGCCAUUUUGAGAGCUCAGAAGGCUUGCAAAGGGUGUGGACAGUCCUAA